CCCUCCAUCCUCCCCCCUCCCCGCAUCCCUCCCUCCUGCAUCCUUCCCUCCUGCAUCCUUCCCUCCCGCAUCCCUCCCUCCUGCAUCCCUCCCUCCUGCAUCCUUCCCUCCUCCCUCCAUCCCUCCCUCCUUCCCUCCCUCUGCCUGCGCAGAGCCGCGGACAUGGCGCUCAGCAAUUUCCUCUUCGCUCAGUGCAUCUGCUAUUUCCUGGCCUUCCUCUUCAGCUUCAUCGUGGUGGUGCCGCUCUCCGAGAAUGGCAACGACUUCCACGGCCGGUGCCUGCUCUUCACCGAAGGCAUGUGGCUCAACGCCAACCUGACAGUGGAGAGGCAGCGCUUCACUGUGCAGGAGUGGGGGCCUGAGGCUGCCUGCCGCUUCAGCAUCUUCACCGGGCUCCUCUCCCUGCUGCUGGCCACAGUGCAGGCCUGGAGGACCCUCUUCUUCCUCUGCAAAGGGCACGAGGACUCUUUCUUUUAUGCCUUCCUGAAUCUGCUGAUCAGCGCCUUUGUGGUGUUUAUCACAUUUAUUGCUAGCACUAUAGUGAGUGUAGGAUUUAACAUGUGGUGUGAUGCAAUUACCGAAAAAGGAAGCAUGCCAAAUAGCUGUGAAGAAUUACAGGAUAUAGAUCUUGAACUGAACUUAGAAAACUCUGCUUUCUACGACCAGUUUGCUAUUGCACAGUUUGGUCUCUGGGCUGCCUGGCUGACUUGGCUGGGAAUUACCAUUCUGGCUUUCCUGAAGGUUUAUCACAACUACAGACAGGAGGACCUGCUAGAUAGCCUGAUCCAUGAGAAGGAGCUGUUGCUAGGAAGAUCCUCUUCACGAACCUCUUUGCAAGAUGAGAAAAGUGGCAUGAUCUAAAGUGUAAGCAAAUUUCCAGGGCAGGAUCUAGAUUUUAUUAUUCAGUAGUGUGAGCUGAAGUUGAAUCAGGGUACUGAGUGUGUGAGAUCUUUUCUUUCCUGAAAAGAGAUGUACUUGCAAAUCACCCACUUCCUCCAUGAGAAAUUGUUGGCAGAAAUACUUACAUUAGGCUACAGAGAAUGAAUGGCCCCAUAUGCCAUUGGCACAGCAAACUUUCUGUCCUGCACAGGCACAAUCUGUAACCUGCUCUUGCUAGUAGAGCGCCUACGUGCCAUCACUGGCUUUCGGGACAGGGGCCAUUUUUGAGGACUGAGCUGGCAAGACCAGGCUACAGAGUCCAGGCUAUUCCUUCAAACUGUUCUCCAACAACAGUUGUAACUGGGACUGUGUCCAGUCCCUCUUCUCUCCCUCUCCUCCCUUUUACCAGUAAAGCUGUCCCAGUUCUCACUUUAUUCUGGGUAAUUGCAGCUCUGGGCCAGGUACAGACUCUCACUGUCUCUGCUUUUGCUAUGUAUGGAUGCUGUGCUGACAAACCUGUUUCUUCUGCUCUGAUUUUGAGUUUAUUUAGAACAUAGAGACCUGUGUUCCAGACUUGAUAUUUAAUAUUGGACAGUGUUAAUGAACUUAAUGAAACCACUAUAUUAUUACAGUAUCUGUCAAAAACUGUGUAUCAUUUGGAAAGAUGGUGGAGAAUUUUUGUGGUUUUGUUUCUUCUUAUAUUUUGGCAUGACCAACAUUUAUUAUGACUCCUGAAGUGUAGUGUAGCUAGCAAUUGCUGAUGCUUGCAUACUAAGAAAUUAGGCUGAAUAGAUAGUAUUAAUGCUUGUGCAUUUAUAAAUAUAACUUGGUCCCUACCAUUGUAUACUAUUCGGUUUUGAGUAUUAGAAUUUACUUGUGAUAUUUAUUUCAUAUAGAGUAUGCAAAAUUACUGUAAACUUUUGCGUUGUAGGUAUCUCUAUAUAUCUAUAAACAUAGCAAGGAGCUUUAACAGCUGAGUUAUUUUAUAGGUACUUCAGUGUUGAAUGGGUCUGUUCUCCCCACUCAUGGACAGGAGUUGCAGGGCUGAUGAAUUUUGCUGCGAAAAGGGAGAAGAACUGUUAUUUUCACAAAGCUUACUAGUGACUGUUGUUGCUUUCAGUUUUGCUUGGCCAGUGCUUCAGCAAAUAAGGUGGAUGGUUGAGACGAGAAGUAGAUCUGAUAAUAAACAAGAGUCACUCAGAUGAGUGUGGGAUUUGCAUGACAGAGAAGUGAAGUUGUGCUAGAAUUAGACAGUUAUCCCCAGGUACACAUUAUGCAGAAGAACCCCGAUUCAGCAGAAAACUUAAGCAAGCAGUUAAGUUUAGGCUGAAGAAGAUGUUUUGAGAGUACACUGACACUGCCUGUGGCAGCUGUGUUUGAGUUGAGACUGAAUUUAUUGCAACAUGAGUGCAAACCAUGCACAACUAUAUUGCCUGGUAAAUAGGAAGGAGGGGAGAGAAGAGCUCAAGCCUGGGGCUAGCACCAUGCAGAUUUACUGUUGUCUUCUGGGGACUAUCUGAUGCUUAAAGUUAAGUACUGGCUUAAGCAUUUGGUUGAAACAGAAUUUGAAGUCAUAACAAAUCCCUGAAUUAGUAAGUGUUUUAGGGCAUAAAAUCUAACAUUACAUUUAAUAGCCAAAUUGUUCUCACAGGUUUAGGGAAAAAACCCUCCAUGGGCUCUAAGCAGUGAGCCAGCCCUGUGAACAUCACUUAUAGCCCCAGCUGGCCACAGCUAUCUGUAGAGAGGUCUUGUUUUUUGGCACCAUUUCUGCCCACAAGGGAACGCAAUUCCUUUGAAAGCUUUACAGUGGUAGCUUUUUUGUGGUUGUGAAUUGACAUUAGUUAAUACCAAGGGAACUUGUUAAUUAGUUAAGCUAGUUAAUACCAGUUUAAAAUUCAGAGAUCAGGACUGUUGGAGUGCCUUUUUUUUAUUCAUUUGGUCUAAUAAGAGGUACACUCUUGCAGGUACCUAAGCCCUUUGCCAGGGCAUGAGCUUCCCCUUCAUACCCUAAAGAAGAGCCCGUGUCCUGAAAGUUAGCCUGUUUCAUAUGUUUCCCCAGUUGUUUCUCUAACUGUAAAAGACACUACUUCUCCUUCCAGUCUCACUUUGUAUUUAAGAUUCAGCAGUGAUGUCUCUUCUCACAAAUUACUUCAGUGCAUACCUUACUCCUCACAUGGAACCGUGCUGCUGCUUUGUAUAAUAUAUUUUAUGUAUGUGCCAAAUCAGGCUUAGGCUGAAGUAACAUGUGGGUUGGGACCACUGUUCCUGGUCUUGCCUGGGGGUUUGAAGAACCAGGAGGCAGAAGAUAGCAAGUGUCUCCUCCUCAUCCUUGCUCUGAGCUAUGAGGGCUCAAGCCUUGUCUCUGGUUCUGAGAUGGAAGAAGAAGAUGCUACUCAUUGGUGAGGUUGUCCAGAGCUCAUGCUCUCUUCUACCUCUCUUUCUCCUGUCUUGGGGUCUUUUCCUCCUUUCCACUUCCAUGAGAAGCAGCAAACUCUGGUCCUGGGGUUUCUACUCUUGUUGACUUUUGUGGUUAGCAUUUUUGCCAGCAUUUGUCACCCUGACACUAUCUUCAUUGUACUGCAGCUCAAUAGACAAAAAGUGGGAUCUUUAAAGCACCUGAUGCAACCAGGAUCCCACCUUGAAGUAAAAGUCAAUAGCAACAAAAUACUUUGCUUCAGCCUUUGGAAAGUCCAGCCCAACACAUGUACGUGUACAGACUCACUGUUAACUUUGGCAUCAAAGCUUAGCAUGUCUAAUUCAUUUACCUGUGUGAAUUCUUCUAACCCCAGUUGCAUUACAGUGCCCAUGAACACAAGCAUCUUGGCUGUUGGAGUUGGCAUGUAAACUGAAAGGAGGCUGAGGCUCUUCUUCGAGUCCCACAUGCAUCCCAGUCUGUUUUCCCCUUCUUCCCUCACUUGACUAGGUAGGCUGAGUCUGGCACCCAGCUUGCACGCACCAGUGAUGCUUAAAAGCAAAGCUAGUUUUGAGGGAAGCCCCUGCGCAGGUGAGAAGGCAGAGUGUGUAGUGAGAAGCUCUCUGGCUGACUCAAGGGGAGGAAGGGUAUCAUGCAACUCCCAGUUAUUGGACCCACUUGGGCUUUUUUGUUUGCAUUCAGCUUUCUGCAACCUCUUCUCCUAAAGCUUGGACACUCAGGCCAACCUAGUGAUGCCAGGCUGAAAAUGUGUUAGAAUAGCAGUAUUAUUUAUACACACAUAUAUACAUAUCUAUGCUCUCUCUCACACACCUCUCUCUUGUACAUUUAUGACCUCUGCUUUUAGUCAUCCAUUGCCAACCAGCGCAGAGUGUGGCUGCAGUAGGAGUUUCUCCGAGUCAAAUGUUGCAUUUCUGUGAUAUUUCAAUGCCUUCUUUAAUUUGACACCUCCAAAAGCAGGCCUCUGAGAACACUCUAGCAAGAGGUGUAUUCAAAGAACUAGAACCCUGUGUGGUAUUUAUACUUGUAUUUAUUUAUUGUCACAUGGUGGAAGGGGAAAAAGCUUUGUGGCCCUUGCCCAUGCAGGCCCUCCCGCUGCUGCCCAUCGCAAAGCUGUGAGCCAUUCUGGUGGAGAAUGGGGGAUGCAGUUGUUUAGUCACUGUGUUCUCUCUGAUGCUAAAACCACAGUCAAAAGGUCUUUUUUUUGACCUGUGAAAAUUGCUAGUAACACAAGGAGAGCCUUACUUGGUUGGAUGCAACUGGAUGCUUUCUGAGGCACCGGGGUGUUGCCACACAAUUAUUCUGUUAUAUCGAAUAUAUUCCCCACGUACUGCCUACCAACUGUGGUUAAUUUUCCUGCCAAUUCCCUGCCGGCAAUCUACAUUGGGUUAGAAAAAUCUGAGCUAACAAGUGUCAUCUGAGCUUUUCAAUCGAUGCUAUUUAUUAUUAUUUUUAUAAUGGAGAAACAAUUGAAGCCAUUUUUUGGAAUGAGGACACAAAUGCACGUAACUUCUUAUCAUGCUAAUUCAGGAGGCAUCUUUCAGCUGUGAACUUUCAAUAGGAAUCACAAAAAUAAGAGCAUAAUGAUUACUUUAAAAACUGAAGGACACAUGCAUGCUAUGGCAAUGUUUCUAUGGUCCCUUAGAAAACUGGUUGUUAUAAUAACCAGUGAUGGAUGCCUGAGUAUCUGGACCUUGUCAUGAAAGCAUUCAGUGUCAGGGAGGUGGUGUAUGUGUGUAUGUAUAAUGUGCACAGAUAUAUGCCAGAAAUAAUUCCACUGCUCUUCUGUGAUAUGGAUAUAGGCUCUUCUCUUAACAGCCAGCUUAGGUCGGAGUAGCUGUUAUGUUGCCUUAACUUUCUACACUGCCUUUUUCUUACUUAGUAUUAAGAUCUGUGCAAUGACACAUCGGUUAUGAUACCCAGAGGUGGAUGUGGAUGUGAUGUAAGUGGAGUAGGAAAGCACUGGCCAGUGCACAGCCUCCGAAGGGCUGAGAUGGGUUUCUAAUGCGAGUUUGCAAAUGUUUUAAUUCCUCCUCUAUCUCUGGGUAAUACUCUGAUGUUAACCUGUAUUAGUCCUGAGAGUCACAUUUCCCUUCAAGGCCUUCUCUCAGCAACAUGAAACACUGUUGAUUUAACCUAUGUAGUAUUCAGGAUGGAAGCAAGGCUGCAAGGAACAGGAGCACACACUUUACAGUUAUAUUGCAUGAGCAAGGGAUACUUUUCCCCUGAUUCAGGAAUUCUGCACCAUGGACUCCUAAAUGACAAAUGACCUUGGCAUGAACAUGGUGCUGUUAUUAAUUCAUUUAAAAUACAGACUUGCAGGUGACAAACAACAUAUUUUGAUAGGAGUGUCAAUCCUUUGGUUGCCAAACCAUACUCUUCUGCAACACAGUACAAUAUUCUGGCUCAAAACAGCCAGCAUGUCUUUUUGUAAACAGUCAUUUAUUUGCUCUUAGAAAAGAUAAGGUGACAAAGGGGAAAAAAGAUCUAUUUAUAAUACAGUUAUUUAGUAGCAGGAGUUUAGAUGGGAGAAUUAAUUUGAAAACUUAUUGUCUUAAUGGUUGAAGAAACUCAAGCAGAUCUUUGGUGUAGCAAGUUAGUGUGUAGUUCCUGAGGGACAGAAGGGCCAAGCUGAUUUAUGGUGUCUGAGGAUCUAACCAAUCUAACCCUCUGUAUUUAAUGUAACCUGAAAACUCACCUUGAGAAAACAUGUGCACUUGCCCUGUUUCUUCUAAAUCCCCAACGUAAACUGCAGGUCAGAAUGCCCUAGGCUGUGUUAUUCGCUGAAACGGAAGGCUAGACUGGACAAACAGAUUCCUGGCUGGAGGGCUUUGGGGUUUCUAAGUGCAAUGGCUGUUGCAUGUGAAAUGCAUGACUGGUUGAGAGAGGACACUCAGGAUUCCCCUGGACACCUGAAGGCUCUCAUCAGUGGGAUACGAAGCCAUGCUUCACCUUCAUUUGUCAUCCAGAAUCUUUUAGCCUUUGUUGCAUAUCGGUCCAAUGUCAAUUGUUAGUACUUCAGGCAGCUUAGCCCUUCGGUUGAUGGUUGGAAACCAUCUUCUGAGAAAGAGGGGCUGUGCAUAGGAGUCUCUUCAGGCUGAUCUGGGUGCAGACCGUGGAGUCCCCUUGCUAGGGAAGCGUGAGCCACAGGCCAUUGUAUAGGCUUUAUGCAGGAAACAGGGUUUCUGCACAACCUCAAAUCACACAUCGAUCUACGUGAUCGGUCUCAGAAAAUGCAAUAUCAAAUGUCCAAAUUCAGAAUGGAUGCCAGCUGCGAAAUAUUCAGAGCAAGAAAGUACAUAAAACCUGGUGUUUGGGUGAAUGUGGCUUUUAUCACCUCCCUUGCCCAAAGACCCCCACCUCAAACAUAUUGCAUGUAAAAUCACUUUUACUAUUUAAAUGUUAACUUUAACAAAAGUCCAGACAGUCAUUCAUACUGGCAAGACUAACAGUAUUUUGUGACAAACCGAUCUGGAUUUUGACAAAACUUUUGUCUUUUCUUCUAAAUCAAUGGCCUGGGUGUGAACAUCCGUGAGCUAAUGGGAAUCCUGUCUGUAUCCAGAUCCUAAAUUUGUACCUCAGACCAUUUCCUUUGCUGAUGGAAAUAGCCCAUUUUUAUCUCAUUGGAAUGUUUGCUUUGGAGACCACAAAUGUCCUUUCCUCGUGCUUAGGCAAUCUGGGAAGAGAGGCGGGUUUUGCCUGGCUAGUUUCCACACCUGCAUGCAGUGAGAAAAUGCUCAUAUAGCUUCAUUAAAUUGUUUUCAAAUUAUUUCUGUUCAUGGUCCUAACGCCUUGAAGUCUAUGUUUCUAUUUUUGUCCUCCAUAAGAAAGAGGAAAACUAACCUGAGCUGUAUUUUAGUAUUCACAGAUACACACCGAAAAGUUUUUAAAAUGUUUUUGAAAUUACAAAAUUCCACUCAAUAAUUUAUGAACCUAACAGCUGCAUAGAAGACAGCACUUUGAUGUACUCCUGACGUAGAAGGGAAAAACACAACUACACUCUCUCAGAAAACUUAACAUUUGUUUCUGAGACAUUAGACGGCAAUUUACUUAGUAUAUAACAAGUACUGCUUAUUUCAGUGCAGGCAUGUACUUGACAGUGUCUUUCCAUUCGGUUGUUGGGAAGAGUAUUUACAGAGCAAUGCUUUCUCUUCAGUUUGUCCAUGCCAAAGAGUGUAAUUGAACUGCUAUUGCAAACAUAGAUUAAUGUGAAUGUAUUCACCUGAGUGCUUAAACUUUUCUACCUCUCAUAGCUACUGUGACUGCUGUAACUGUUAUUGCACACAAUACUCAAAAGAAUUGAAUCCACAUGAGAGUCUAAAUCCUGUUUUCAUAGAUAGAUAAAGGAUUUAAUGCUUAUUAGUGUCCUGUCAGAUCCUCAUUCCUAAAAAAAUGGGCACAGGUACCCAAGAAGGGCUGUGUGAAUAGCCCUUUUGAUUGGUCAAAUAAUGAUUUUGUUUUGCUUUGUUUUAAUAUUUUUUUUUCUCACCAAAACAAAAAGCCAGCAACUGUGAUUUGUUAGGCAUGGAAGGUCAUAUGUUACCUGACAAGUUGCAUUUCAUAGGGGUGGCAGAAAGCGAUGAGCUACUUGUUAAAAUGCCUGUAUGGUCCUUCCCGAGCCCUCCCCACUGGCAGGUAACUGCAAGGCACAGGUUUAAUCUCCUCCUCUGCCUUGGGGGACACAAGCCUCCGACAUGGCAAAUGCUGCUACCAUGGUGCUGUCCUGGAUCCCCCUCAAAUCCUCCUGCUGGAGCUCUUCUACUUGGCUUGAAAUUCCUAAAUAACAAUGUUUUAGCUUUGUGGUUCUGGUGUUUAUCAGGGAGAUAAAGUACUUGGCAGCAAGGGCUGCUCACUGAAAUAGCUUGAAUUAUUUGUAUAUGGCGGAAACCCAAUUUGAGAAGUUUUUGUUCCCCCUUUCUGCUUGACUAUGUUGUAAAGUGAAGGUUGAGACAACCUGCCAGGAGGUGGGAAUGAAGAUUCAUUGUUACUGUUGACGUCUUGGAUGAUUUCUCACACAAGUGAGUAAACAGUCCUGUGACAAAACUACUCUUUAUCUCCUCCUUACUUUCCCCUCAUUUUGAUUUGGGCAAGUUUGACUCCAGUUUGUAUACAGGUUCUGAAGAGUAUUUAUGAAUGUGAGAAAAAUUGCAGCUUCUAUGACAAACUUUACCUUUUGUCAAAAAAUAAGAAAAAGUGUCGCAGAUUUUCCCUGUUCUCACUUGGGGUCUCUGGGGUAUGAUGUCAAACCCUUCCCUUGACAUAAGCCAGGCCUGAUUCGGGUGACAUGUUGCUCUAGGAGGUUCCCAAGGUUGGUGCCAGCAGUCCCUUGAGGAACCUGGUGGAGUUAGAUGAAUGCUGUGUUAAACAAUAGCUUUUAAGGCAAGGAAAUGUUUGAAAAUCACCCGUCAUGGUAUCCCACAUAACACAGUCCAGAGCUCUUCACCCCCUCACUCCUGCAGCAGAAGGAAAUAUUUUUCCCUGUUAACAAGGCGAAGUCCAAUAAUUUGUGUCUGAAAUACAGCACAUCUUCCUGCAGCACACUGGAUCUUGAAUGCAUCAGUUAACCCAUUCCACUUUCUAGGCUGCUGCAACAGUUUUAACUGUCAUUGUUAAACAGCGUUCAACAUUUGACUUCAAAAGGUGCUAACAGUCUCCUUAUUAAACCACAGUCUCCUGGAGUUGCAAUCAGUCCUUUUGCUAAAUGAUGCUGAGAAGCUCUGUGCUGAACAGCAUCCUCCCAGGAGGAGGACCACUGCAUUGGGGUCCACAGCUAAUACAGGCUGAUGGUAUCAGAGCAAUUCUGGUCAAAUACUCUCUGAAUAAAACUAUUGCUGUUUUUCAGCCCAAGCUACACAAUUGAGAAAUCAAUAUACUGUGAUGUGAAGUACACUUCUGAGAGGUUUUUGAAGGUUUAUGAACAAAACAAAACAACAACAAAAAACCCCAACAGUUCCACUGACAUCUCCUUCCCCUGGAUCCUUUCAUCUUCAGAAACAUUCCUGCAAACUUCAUGGAGGGUUUUAUUGCCAUCAAGCUGAUGAUCAGGCCUUAUUUCGCACAUCUCUUCCUAGUGGGCAUGGGGACUGACGAGGGGGACAGGAGAGUGCCAUAAAUCAGAACAGAAAUAGGUAGUGAGGAGAACUGUUAGUGCAUUACCUGUGAGAGAUUUCGGCUUUCAGACUGUGAUGUGAGGGAUCCAGCAUGGCAGUGCCUGUGCUGGCAGCGCUGACACCAAUUUCAGCCUUUGCUUGGCCCCCUCAGCCACUGCCUGCUCAUGUGGCUUCACAAACUGCCGAGCAUCUCCUUGAAGCAUGUGUUGGCCUAAACUCAGCUUCUGGAGAGGGCCACCUGUGACAGCUGUGCAGAUAUCUAGUGGAAAGGUGCUGGCAUCGCUGCCAGAUUUGGCAAGGUUGCUUUGGAAACCUUCUUCCCAUGUUGGCAGAUCCAGAUACCCUACAGCUGGCCCUUUGCCCUGUGCAGCUCGUGGUUGUAUGGGGGAGGAAAGACUGUUCCCAAACCUCUGUAGACUUGCCAUUUUUGAAAGUAGCUCAUUAACACCCAUGGCUUUAGAAGAUUUGGGUUUUUUGUGUGGUACCACCUGCAAAGAUCUGAAGCAGAUCUUUCUUGCUUAUAAGUCAGCGCAGAGCCUGAAAGUGUUACAGCCUCUCUGAAAUGUAUGUCCUAUGACUUAUGUAUUCAUGAGCCACUGCCCCUUCUUAUAGCCACGUGGGAAAAGCUUUUAAGAAUCUAGAUUAACUAUUGUGUUAUGCUGCUAAAGAGGUCCCCACGUAAUGGGUAUUUGGGGAUGAAACUGAACACUUUUUCAUAAUUUAACUGUUGAAAGCUGUAGAGGGGCAGAUCCUUCACUGGUGUAUAUAGCUUAGCUUUGUGAGCCGUGCUGGAGCCCACACCAGUCCACACAAGCUAAGAAAGGAGCCUGGUCUGUUUUGAACAUUCUCUCUCUCGAUUUUUAUGGUCUUUUGCAGUGUAAUGACUGCUGAUUUGGAGUUUUAAUUGCAUGCAUUUGACAGAAACAGAAUUGGAGUGAGGUUUAUUAUUGUUUUGAUACAGUCUUAAAAGGAAAGCUUUUUACUAGCAUUUUAAUAUAGCCCUUUGUAAACACCUAGCAAAUAAAAAUUGAGUCCAGCCCUUCUGCUAAUGGAGUCAAUGACAAAGUUUCCUUUGGCUUUAGUAGAAGCUGGACUGGGUUCAGUAUAAGUGAUACACUCUAUCGUUACUGACAAUGAGUUACUCUGUUUUAUAUAUUGAUGCUUUUUGCUGGACAGUGCAUUGGCUUUUUAUGAUUUGGUGAUAUAUACAAAUAAAUUAUUUGAAAAGUCA
Messenger RNA from Aquila chrysaetos chrysaetos, 10651 nucleotides. RefSeq names its product transmembrane protein 179 (gene TMEM179). The record is from RefSeq and is a predicted model, not a curated record. NCBI's taxonomy places the organism in Eukaryota, Metazoa, Chordata, Aves, Accipitriformes, Accipitridae. The coding region runs from base 163 to 861 and encodes 232 amino acids. The transcript has 4 exons.